CAACAGUACACCCCCUAAUCCUCGGUUUGCACAGCCGUCGGCAACAUUACAAUUCAAGGCAACCCAAUCCGCACCUCUACUUAGUCCUUGGAAGCUUGCUGUAGGCAAUUGAGUGCGACCUACUGUGAAUUGUCCCCAAAGGCUAUGUUCACUUAUCGCUGAACACAAUUCCUACUAGCCGCCAAGGCUGACCCAGUUCGCAACACCAUUGCACGACUCGGAGCAUCCCCAGUUAGCAGAGCAUCGUUUUCCGUUUCGAGAGGAAGGUCUUGCUACGAAUGCAGUGCUGGCAAGCGCCUCUUGUUGGCGUCUUCGGGCAAGGACCAGCCCCAUGCCGGAGGCUCUGCCGGAGGCCAGGACUGCAGGCCUUCGCGAAGCUGAAAUACAAAACCAACAUAGCGCAAAACCACACCAAAAAGUCUAAUUUCGUAAGCAUUGACUAUGACCGCCUAUACUCACAGCCAUCGUACAAACCCGGGCGUCAGUAUGGGCCUUUAAAGCUGGUACAGCUGCCAGGUCGUGGUCGCGGCCUGGUCACCGACCGCUCCGUGCAAGCCGGCGAGACGCUGCUGCUGUGCGAGCCGGUGGGCGGGCGGGUGCUGGACGGACCCGCGGGUCGGGAGCCGCAGCCGGAGGAGCUGGCGGCGGCGCUGGAGGAGUGGCAGCGGGAGGGGAAGCUGGGGCCGGCGGACAGGGCCCGACUACGCCUGCUGUACGAGGGGCCCCCGGCCGACCCCUCCUCCCCCGCCCCCACCGCUGCCUGCCCCUCCCUGGAUGACUUCCGCAAGCUGGAGGACAAGCUGCGGCGGCAGGGGGCGCGGGACGGGGGGCCCAAGAAGGCCCGGGGGAAGGGUUUCGGAGCGGGGCCGGCAGGAGGAGCGGCGGGAGGAGCGGAGACGGGCAUUGACCUAGCCUCCCUGUCCGCCCCCCCGCUCUCCCCCUCCGAGCUGCGCCGGCUGGCCAAGUACGACAGCUGGGGCAACGCGUGGGGCGAGCUGGGGGCCGCGGGGCUGCGGGGGGAGGAGCUGGAGGCGGUGAUGGGCAUCUGGCCCGAGUUCUCCCUGCUCAACCACUCGUGUGCGCCCAACACAGUGGCCUUCACCGUGGGGUCCUGCAUGCUGGUGCAGGCAGUCCGCAAGCUGCCCCCCGGCGCCGAGGUGACCACCAGCUACCUGGCCGACCUGGCCCUGGCGCCGCUGCAGCAGCGCAGGCAGUGGCUGCAGGGGGCGUACGGCUUCACGUGCGCCUGCGAGAGGUGCCAGGCCGAGUCCUCGCUCCCCCCCGCCGUCACCGCCGCCGUCUCCGCCGCCUACUCCGCCGCCACCGCCCCCGCUGCCGUACAGCUGGCGGCGGAGGCGAGGGCGACUAGCGACCGGGGGGCCCUAUGCGAGCUGGAGGGGCAGCUGGCGGGGGCGGUGGAGGCGCUGGAGACGGCCAUGGAGGAGGCGGGGCUGGAGGGGGAGGUGCGCCAGUGGCUCCGCUGCUCCGCCUACCCCGCCUACCGCUCCCUCGCAGCCAUCAGGGACCUGCCUCCUCCUCCUCCGCAGCAGCAGCAGCAACACCAACCCUCCGACAGCGGCAGUAGCGAGAGGCGUAAGGCCCGACUGCCACUGGACAUGGCAAGAGCAGCGGGAGCAGCACCGGGAGCGGCAGCGGGGGAGGUAGGGGGCGUCUUCAGCGGGCUAGCCGGCUGGGCGGAGGCGGAGGUAGCUGCAGGGGGGCCGCAAGAGGCUGUCGGGGCUGCAGGCCUGGAUGCGGCAUUCGGCGGUAGUAGCGGUGACGGCAGCAGCAGCAGCAGUGGUGUCAUGUUUGGUGGUGGCAGCAGCACGAGUGCCGUACAACGACCCGAUCAGAUGCCGUACAGCGACCCGGAGGUUCCUGCGGACCUUGCUGGGAUAGUGGAGGCGGUGGUGGCAGCCUCCGACAUGCACUUCUACCUGGUGUACGAGGCCAUGUCCCGCGCUACGGAGCUCUACGGCCGCGACGACCCACGGGUCACCGAAGCCACCAAGCAUGUCAUCCGCGUGCUGCUCACGCGCUACGGCCGCCCCAGCGACAAGCUGCUGUUCCAGCUGCUGCGCUCCCGCAUGUGCGUGGGGCACUACCUGGGCGACGUAACCCAGCUGCCCCCGCCGCCGUCAUCAUCUGCGGAGUCAACACCUGGGGAUGGAGGGCUAGGACAGGGGCAUGGCGCGCUGUCGGCAGUGCCUCGUGACGCGGGUUCCGCGCUGGCUGCUCCGCUGCUGGGGUCGGGGGCGGCGGCGGCUGCCUCGCCGGCUCAGCUGAGGGGGGCUGCGGAGUGGGCGGCGGCGCAGGUGGCGGCGGUGGAGGAGCUGGCGGCGGGGAUGCGCGCGGACAGGGAGGAGGAGGAAGGGGCAGGAGAGGAGGAGGCGGAGUAGAGGUGGCAUUGGGCUUUUGACGUGGCAGUGCGGUCUGCUGACAUGAAGCAGCGCCAGUAAUAUGCCGAGUCGGAGUGUUGUCGUGGAGUGAUCAAGUGAUCAACAAAGGAAGAGUGUUCUCUUGGGGGACAGCUGCAGGGGAGGACGAGGUUUGAUGGCGUUUGCCGGUGAGGCUAGCUCGUGUAAAUUUUAACCGUGCGUCAUGUUAUCGGACGUGUUGAGACCAGCAAUCAAGGCAAACGGGGGCCACGGCGUUAGGUGUGUCGUAUUGGCGGUACAUACCAGUACGCCAUCAACUGGGUGUUCGUUAUGCAGGAUUCGCCUAAAUACCAGUACGCCAUCAACUGGGUGUUCGUUAUGCAGGAUUCGCCUAAGUCAAAGGGAAGGAUCUUUAUGCAAAAGAGGACUAAGGCUUGGUCAGCGGGGGUGUCGGCGGUGUGGUGACAUCAUGGCGGACAAUGCGAGACGGGACAUGAGGGGCUGCGAGCUGGCUGAAGCCAUGCUUUCGAGUCAGUUGGCGCAGGGUUGAAGCAUUCCAAUCUAAUGCAGG
Astrephomene gubernaculifera is the source of this 2949-nucleotide messenger RNA. Lineage: Eukaryota; Viridiplantae; Chlorophyta; Chlorophyceae; Chlamydomonadales; Astrephomenaceae. The record is from the annotation of a GenBank genome assembly.